This is a messenger RNA of Fukomys damarensis (Damara mole-rat), 5072 nucleotides long. It is a transcript of the gene Phkb, whose product is annotated as phosphorylase kinase regulatory subunit beta. Gene Ontology annotation, cellular component: phosphorylase kinase complex. Gene Ontology annotation, biological process: glycogen metabolic process. Bases 1 to 3468 code for a protein of 1155 amino acids. The transcript is spliced from 32 exons. Lineage: Eukaryota; Metazoa; Chordata; Mammalia; Rodentia; Bathyergidae. Gene Ontology annotation, molecular function: calmodulin binding. The record is from RefSeq and is a predicted model, not a curated record.
AUGGCAGCCCCUCGGCCCGCCCGCGGCCAGUCGUCGCGCUUGACGGUAACCGCAAAGCACCCCACGGCCCUAGACAAAGAAAGCACGCAGCUUCGAGUGGCUGUUCUAACUCUAUGUUGUGUGACUGUCCCCCAACCAGAGAAAACACGAACAAUCCGACUUCACUUGGAGUCUUUCUACCCCAGGAGAUCAGGCAGUGACAGAUUUCUGAGGAGGAAGCGUGGCCUCCCAAGUGUUUUCCUCCGCAAAAGUCCCUUCAAAUGCUCAGUUUAUGAACCUCUUAAAAGCAUUCAUCUACCAAAACCUGAUAAUGAAACGCUGUGGGAUAAAUUGGAUCAUUAUUACAGAAUUAUGAAAUCAACAUUGUUGCUGUAUCAAAGUCCAACCACUGGUCUCUUUCCGACUAAAACAUGUGGUGGUGAUCAGAAGGCCAAGAUCCAGGACAGUCUGUACUGUGCUGCUGGGGCCUGGGCAUUGGCACUAGCAUACAGGCGCAUUGAUGAUGACAAGGGAAGGACCCAUGAGCUGGAACACUCGGCUAUAAAGUGUAUGAGAGGAAUUCUGUACUGCUAUAUGCGUCAGGCUGAUAAGGUCCAGCAGUUUAAACAGGAUCCACGCCCAACAACAUGUCUUCAUUCUGUUUUCAAUGUGCAUACUGGUGAUGAGUUGCUCUCUUAUGAGGAAUAUGGACAUCUUCAGAUAAAUGCAGUGUCACUCUAUCUCCUUUAUCUUGUGGAAAUGAUUUCUUCAGGACUCCAGAUUAUCUAUAACACUGAUGAGGUCACUUUUAUUCAAAACCUUGUGUUUUGUGUAGAAAGAGUUUACCGUGUACCUGACUUUGGUGUCUGGGAAAGAGGAAGCAAAUAUAAUAAUGGCAGCACAGAGCUACAUUCCAGCUCUGUUGGCUUAGCAAAAGCAGCUCUAGAGGCAAUUAAUGGAUUUAACCUUUUUGGCAACCAGGGCUGUUCGUGGUCAGUUAUAUUUGUGGAUCUUGAUGCUCAUAAUCGCAACCGACAGACUUUGUGCUCACUGUUACCUCGAGAAUCAAGAUCUCACAACACCGAUGCUGCCUUGCUCCCUUGCAUCAGUUAUCCUGCAUUUGCCCUGGAUGAUGAAGUGCUGUUCAGCCAGACACUUGACAAAGUGGUGAGAAAAUUAAAAGGAAAAUAUGGAUUUAAGCGUUUCUUGAGGGAUGGAUAUCGAACAUCACUGGAAGAUUCCAACAGACGCUACUACAAACCAGCUGAAAUUAAGCUAUUUGAUGGCAUUGAAUGUGAAUUUCCCAUAUUUUUUCUUUACAUGAUGAUUGAUGGAGUUUUUCGAGACAACCCCAAACAAGUCAAGGAGUAUCAGGAUCUUUUGAUGCCAGUGCUUCAUCAGACUACAGAAGGAUAUCCUGUUGUACCAAAGUACUAUUAUGUGCCUGCUGACUUUGUAGAAAGUGAGAAAAGAAACCCUGGUAGUCAAAAGCGAUUUCCUAGUAACUGUGGCCGUGAUGGAAAACUGUUUCUUUGGGGACAAGCCCUUUACAUCAUUGCAAAACUCCUGGCGGACAAAUUAAUCAGUCCUAAAGACAUUGAUCCUGUUCAGCGCUAUGUCCCACUACAGAAUCAACGUAAUGUGAGCAUGAGGUUCUCCAAUCAGGGUCCACUGGAAAAUGAUUUGGUCAUUCAUGUAGCACUUGUAGCAGAAAGCCAACGCCUUCAGGUUUUUCUCAACACAUAUGGUAUUCAAACUCAAACUCCUCAACAGGUAGAGCCCAUUCAGAUAUGGCCUCAGCAGGAGCUUGUAAAAGCUUAUUUCCACCUGGGCAUCAAUGAAAAGUUAGGACUCUCCGGAAGGCCAGAUAGGCCCAUUGGCUGCCUCGGUACAUCAAAGAUUUAUCGCAUUCUAGGAAAGACUGUGGUUUGUUACCCUAUCAUUUUCGACUUAAGUGAUUUCUACAUGUCUCAAGAUGUUUUACUGCUGAUAGAUGACAUAAAGAAUGCUCUACAGUUCAUUAAGCAAUAUUGGAAAAUGCAUGGACGUCCACUUUUUCUUGUUCUUAUCCGGGAAGACAAUAUAAGAGGUAGCCGGUUCAACCCCAUAUUAGAUAUGCUGGCAGCCUUUAAAAAAGGAAUAAUUGGAGGAGUCAAAGUUCAUGUUGAUCGUCUACAGACACUGAUAUCAGGAGCUGUGGUAGAACAGCUUGACUUCCUACGAAUCAGUGGUACAGAAGAGCUUCCAGAAUUUAAGAGUUUUGAGGAACUAGAAUUUCCAAAACAUUCAAAAGUUAAACGACAAAGAAGCACCCUCGAUGCUCCUGAACGGAAUGAACAACCAGAUAUCACCAUUGCUGAGUGGAAAAACAAAUCCACCCACGAAAUUCUUCAGAAACUGAAUGACUGCAGUUGUCUGGCUGGCCAAGCUGUCCUGCUGGGUAUACUGCUCAAAAGAGAAGGCCCCAACUUCAUCACAAUGGAAGGUACCGUUUCUGAUCACAUUGAGAGAGUCUAUAGAAGAGCUGGCAGCAAAAAGCUUUGGUCGGUUGUACGCCAUGCAGCAAGUCUUUUAAGUAAAGUAGUGGACAGCCUGGCCCCAUCCAUUACUAAUGUUUUAGUGCAGGGCAAACAGGUAACUCUGGGUGCCUUUGGGCAUGAAGAAGAAGUUAUCUCUAAUCCUUUGUCUCCAAGAGUGAUUAAGAACAUCAUCUAUUAUAAGUGUAAUACCCAUGAUGAGAGGGAAGCAGUUAUUCAACAAGAACUGGUUAUACAUAUUGGCUGGAUCAUCUCCAAUAACCCUGAGUUAUUCAGUGGCAUGCUGAAAAUACGAAUUGGGUGGAUCAUCCAUGCUAUGGAAUAUGAACUACAGAUUCGUGGCAGAGACAAACUAGCCAUAGACUUAUAUCAGCUCUCGCCUAGUGAAGUUAAACAACUUCUGUUGGAUAUUUUGCAGCCUCAACAGAGUAGAAGAUGCUGGCUGGAUAGGCGUCAGAUCGAUGGUUCUUUGAAUAGAACUCCCCCUGGAUUCUAUGACCGAGUAUGGCAGAUCCUGGAGCGUACACCCAAUGGCAUCAUUGUAGCUGGCAAACAUUUGCCACAGCAACCAACCCUGUCAGAUAUGACCAUGUAUGAGAUGAAUUUUUCUCUCCUUGUUGAAGACAUGUUGGGAAACAUUGACCAGCCAAAGUACAGACAGAUAAUUGUGGAGUUACUAAUGGUUGUAUCCAUUGUACUGGAAAGAAACCCUGAGUUAGAAUUUCAAGACAAAGUAGAUCUAGACAAACUGGUGAAAGAAGCAUUUCAUGAAUUUCAAAAAGAUGAGGGUCAACUAAAAGAAACUGAAAAACAAGAUGACAUGACUUCCUUUUACAACACUCCACCCCUGGGAAAAAGAGGAACAUGCAGCUAUUUGACAAAGGUUGUGAUGAAUUUGCUGCUGGAAGGAGAAGUCAAGCCAAGCAACGAGGACUCGUGUCUGGUUAGCUAGUGAGGAAGGUGGAGGAGGCCCCGCUCAGACUGAUUUACUAGCAGUGUGUGAAGUUUUGUGUUGAAGCUUCAUCGAGGCGGCCAUUUAUGCAUGAAUUAGCCUGGAUGUGAGGUGACUGCCACACCCCUAGGAAAGUGAUGUACCUUUUGCAUGCCAUUGCCAGUCUAAUGGUGAGAAAUGUUUUAACCAAGUGAAAAAGUCUUCAUGAUUACAUCAUGUGCAAUAACUCUCACUGGACAAUAGAAAUAGCUUAUGAAUUCAAUAUUCACUGCUGCAUGUGGUGAUCAAAUAGUUCCUCAGAGCCGGACAUGGUGACACACGCCUGUAAUCUCAGCACUUGGGAGGCUAAGGCCGGAAGAUCAUAGUUCAAGAGCAGCUUGGACUACAUAGCAAGACCCUGUCAAAAGAAAGAGAAAGGGAGAGAAGGAAGGAAGAAGGGGAGGGCGGGAAUAAGGAAGAGAAGGAGGGAAAAACGCAAAAAGAAAGUUAGUUGCAUCAAAAUGAACCUUUGCUCUUUAGAUUGAAUUCGCACCUUUCUGCCAUUAAAAUGAACUUGCCAACUAGUGAUGCUUACUCUGAAUCAAAAGGUAUUGGAAGAAUGCUGAGCAUUUUUAAGUGGCAUUGUCAUGUUAGAAGAUGAUUGUAGUAUACAUCAUAAAAGCCAAGAUAGUCAACUGAUACUUGUUUUUUCAGGAACUGCAGUAUUAAUAUUUUAGUACACAAAGCUGUUGUACAAUUUUUACCUUGAGAACAUGACUGUGGUUUUGUAUUUGUGUGAAGUAUAAGAGUUUCAUAUAUAGUAAUAAAUUUAUACCUUAUCAGACAUUUUGAGCUCUCACUAGAUAUAGAACAUGUAAGGAUGCUUUAGAAUUAUGUUAAACUUUGCACUGUUAACCUUGUAAAAGCAAAAUUAAAGUCAUUAAAUUUUAUUUCUGAAUUAUUAUAUCUGGAUACAUUCUAUAUACUCCUGAAUAUUCCCAUUUAAUGGCUUUGGACAUGUAGUGGAAGAGAAUCUAUGUCACCUACCAUUAUACAUUUUGCUACCAAAUUUACUUAAGCAAACAUUAAUAAAAAUUGAAAUAGUAGACAUUUAAAUUUUAUGAAUAUGUCUUCUACAUGUUACAGUGCAACACAUUAGCUUGAGCCCUGGUCCCGAAGAGAGUUGUUUUUCUGAACAGUCUUAAGAUGUCUUGCCUGAGAAUCAUAUUUGCCACAUAAACUAUGUAGUCCAUUUGUAGAGUUUUAAAAGGAUUAAGAAAGAACAAGUGGUUCCCCUAACAAUUGAUAGCAAAGAAAUGGAUGUGUGAACAUAGAGAAAAACUAAUCCAUUUCUCCUUUGGGGUACAGUUUCUAGGUCUUCCAUAAGAAACUAUGUAUAUUAGGUGAUGAUAUUGGAAAGAAAAAUAUAAAAUUUGUCUUUACUGACUGCCCGAAGAGAAAUGACAAAGAGGAUUAAAUCACUUCAAACUAGAAUAUUGAGAGUUUGUGAAAAGAUGGCCCUGAAUGAUGAACCUAGUUUAUAAAACUUAGACAUGAGAAAGCGAGCAUGGUGUCUCAUGCCUGUAAUUCCAGCACUCGGGAGGCCGAGGCAGGAGGAUCACUGU